Aspergillus heteromorphus CBS 117.55 is the source of this 1515-nucleotide messenger RNA. Its product is annotated as terpenoid cyclases/Protein prenyltransferase. Gene Ontology annotation, biological process: diterpenoid biosynthetic process. Lineage: Eukaryota; Fungi; Ascomycota; Eurotiomycetes; Eurotiales; Aspergillaceae. The annotation marks the transcript as partial. The transcript has 4 exons. The record is from RefSeq and is a predicted model, not a curated record. Gene Ontology annotation, molecular function: terpene synthase activity; magnesium ion binding.
AUGACAACCUGUAUCUACGAUACAGCCUGGCUUGCCAUGGUAACGAAGGAAGAAGAGGGACAGAUUCGGUGGCUCUUCCCCGACUCCUUCAAGGCCAUUCUAGAAAGCCAAUCCCUCGACGGGGGCUUCGGCUCCCGCACCAGCGAUGUCGACGCCAUCAUGAAUACCAUGGCCGCAUUGCUUGCCCUGAGCAAGCACGGACACAACCCCUCCGUGGCCGGCUGUCCUCCCGUGGCAAACUUGCAAGAGAGAAUUGCACAAGGCGGUGCCUUCUUGCAAAACGUCCUAUUAUCCUGGGACAUUCUGUCAACAGACCACGUGGGCUUUGAAAUCCUCAUCCCAUGUUUGAUCGAUCUUCUAUACAACGACGGGGUCGAUGUCCGCGCCUUUCCAGGCUAUGAAAAUUUAAUCCGGUUGAACCAGCGAAAGCUGGCACGAUUUCGUCCAGAGAUGCUCUAUAUGCCGCGUCAGACAACCCUCCUACACUCUCUAGAAGCCUUCUCGGGCAAGAUCAACUUCGACGCUGUGGCACAUCAUCUGACUGGAGGGGCGAUGCUCAACUCACCCUCCUCGACUGCCGCGUACCUGAUUAAUUCCUCGAAAUGGGAUGCGGAGGCGGAGGCAUACCUGCGUUAUGUUGCGGAGAAGGGACGGGGGUUGGUCCCCAGCGCGUUCCCUAUUACUCUGUUCGAAAUUUCCUGGUGUUUGUCGACCCUUCUGGAGUCCGGAUUCACAGUGCAGCAACUGGGCGAGAAACCCAUUCAGCAGCUCUCUGAUUUUGUGGUGAAGAACCUGAAGGAAAACGGCGGGGUGUGCGGUUUCGCCCCCGGAGUCCUCCCCGACGCAGACGACACGGCCAAAUGCAUCUUCCUACUCAACUGCAUCGGCCAGCGAACCGACUGCGACCGAAUGAUUGAGGUUUUCGAAGACAAAUCGCACUUCAAGACAUAUGACCUGGAGGUAACGGACUCUUUCAGCGCCAACUGCAAUGUUCUCAAAGCGAUGCUCGUAGCCGAAGACGCGGCUCGCCACCUUCCCCAGAUUUGCAAGGUGCUGCGGUAUCUGUGCCAGAUUUGGCACGAUGGUCAGCUGAACGACAAAUGGAACCUCCGUCCCCAAUAUUCCAUGAUGCUACUAACGGAGGCACUGGUCCAUGUCCUGAAGCGCUGGGACCAGGGCGACUUAAACGAGAUCCCGGUGGAGCUCAUGGCAGAACAAGGUAUUUUGAGCGUGCUGUCUGACAUCCUGGACGGUUUGCUUCGCACACAAAGUCUUGAGGAUGGCGGAUGGGGAGGCUCCGCUGAGGUAACGGGUUACGCUCUUCUGGCGUUGAAACGCCUCGCCUCGCUGCCCUGGAGCCUCGAGUGCGGAGACAAAGUGGACCUGGCAAUAGACCUCGCUACGGUGUACCUUCAGACACGGGAAGGUGAGUGGACAACUCCGCAGGAGAACUGGAUUGAGAAGGUCAGUUAUGGGUCACGUCUGCUGUCUCUGACCUAUGCUGUCGCCGCCUUG